AGAAAUUAUUUCUAGCUGGAAAAAUAAUAUUUCUUUCAGUGAAAAAAAAUGGCACAGAAUAAUGAUGGACCAUCAAAUAAAAAAAGAAAGCGGAACAAUGAUGAUAUCAGAAGUGUUUGUGAUCUACUGAGCAUUCGUGUUGGUAAACUAAAUAUUGGUAAAAAUAAAAAAAUAACACUAUUAGUUGGUGACAUGAAAAUGAAUGCAAUGAAAAUUACUCAAGAUGAAUAUGCACACUUGGAUGAAUCUUAUUUUUCUCAAAAUACUGAAACCAUCAUUGACAUGGAUUGUUGUAAAUACAAACAAACAAAAAAUUUUGACAUUGACUUGGAUAUCAGGACAAUACUCAACACAAUAAAUGUUGAAGGAUACAUUGAUCAAUGUACAUUAAAUUACUACAAAGCUGGUGAUUUUAAAGCUACACAUCAUCAUGGAUAUCGUCAAGAAAAAAAAGGUACAUUGAUUUUGUUAUUACCAUCAGAAUAUGUUGGUGGUGACUUUUGUUUUGGUGAUGACAAUGCUGAAAAAGAUGUUGAUAAAUCAACAUUGAGAUUUAUUUAUUUUAAUAAUAAAUUGGAACCUUCAGUUACCAAAGUUUCAAGUGGCAAUCGUUUAUCAUUGGUUUACAAUGUUUGUGAUCCUAAUCAUCAGCGAAAAAAUGUUAUUGGAUACAGUAGCACUGAUAUUCGUUUCCCUGAUGAAUAUUACAAGAAACUAUUGGAUUAUACAAUCAACUAUUGUAAAGGAAAAAAAAAUAUCUUACUUGGAUAUUAUGAACAUCGUGAUGCUGCAUUUAACGAACGUUUACUUGCUGAUAUUGAAGCUAAAUAUAAAGUUAUUAAAGUAGCAGUCGAAGAAAAUUCUCCAAUAAGUCAAGUUACAACAGUUCAUGAAUUGAAAGAUGAGUUUUAUGACGAUGAUGAUGUUUUCUUUGAUGAACCAGGAGGUAACGAAAAAUGUUUUGAAGACCUUGUUGAUGAAGAGUUUGAGGUUCAACACAAAUUAUUCACCAAACACUGUGCUUUACAGUAUGAAGAAAUCGGUUUAGUCACUCAAAUUGGACACAGAAGAACAUGGCAAAUUGAAAAAGAGUACUCAGUUGAUAUCUAUACUGCUUAUUUAAUCAAUCCAAAUACUGAAUACAAGAUUCAUGAUGACGAUGAUGCAGAUUAG
Molecule: messenger RNA, 1173 nt
Organism: Aphidius gifuensis
Lineage: Eukaryota; Metazoa; Arthropoda; Insecta; Hymenoptera; Braconidae
Exons: 2
Coding region: 49-1173 (374 amino acids)
Source: RefSeq, a predicted model, not a curated record